UACACGGAAUCGAGACUCGUAGGUCGUAAGCUUAUUAGAAUAGACUGAACAUUGAACACGUAAAAGUAUAAAAUUGUCUUUGAUUGUUGCUUUUCAUUUUUAGUUCCGAUGUUGAAACAAUAGUGAAUAUAGUGAAAGUCAUUAUAAUAAAUAACAAACAAGUCCUCAAAAUGAAUAAAUUAAAAUCAUCACAGAGAGACAAAGUAAAGAAGUUCGUAGCAUUCACGCAAACUACUGAAAGUACCGCUAUAUUCUGUCUCUCGCAGAACGACUGGAAACUUGACUUGGCGAGCGAUAACUAUUUUCAGAACCCUGACGCGUACUACAAAGAUCCCGUCAAGGCAUCAGUAGAUAGAAAAAAGCUAGAACAACUAUUUAACAAAUACAGAGAUCAACAGGAGAAUGACAAAAUCACCGUUGAUGGUGUUAUGAAAUUUUUAGAAGACUUAAAUUUAAGUCCUGAAUCAAUACUAGUUCUUAUAAUAGCGUGGAAAUGUAAAGCUGCAGUUCAAUGUGAAUUCACUAAGGAAGAGUUCAUGACGGGUUUCAUAGAACUGGGGGUCGACAGCAUAGACAAGUUAAAAGCAAAGUUGCCUACUUUAGAAUCAGAGAUUAAAGAUCCUAAUAAAUUUAAAGACUUCUACCAAUUUACGUUUAAUUAUGCCAAAAAUCUAGGUCAGAAGGGCUUAGAACUCGAUAUGGCCGUAGCCUAUUGGAAUAUAGUACUCCGUGGGAGAUUUAAGUUCCUUGAUGCUUGGUGCAAGUUUCUAACUGAUCAUCACAAAAGGUCCAUACCAAAAGACACGUGGAACCUCCUAUUAGAUUUUGCUACACAAAUAGAUGAUGGAAUGAGUAAUUAUGACGCUGAAGGUGCCUGGCCGGUACUCAUUGACGACUUUGUAGAAUGGUGUCAAAAGCAGGAACUAACAGCAGACGGAGUUAAAGCCUUAGAGCCGGUGUCCGGCUAGCUGAAGCUUAACAGCUGCCCACAGAACAAAGCGAGAAUACACAAUAUGUGUAUAGAAUCAGAAAGUCAAGAGCAAAGCUUCUUAGAAGAAUUAGGGUCGUUUGUAAUACUACUACUGUCUCGCUUUGUCCUGUACAGUCUGGAGCUGUGUACAGUAGAGUGGAUCGCUAUUGUUAUUGUUUUUGAUUUGUGCAGCUGACUAAAUCAGCAAGUGACGUCGUCGGCAUCAUACGGUUGUAUUUAUUUUGAGGAUGGAUUAGAAGUGUGGACAUUUAAAGCGUUUUGGCAAUUAAGUUAGUAACAACACCUAGUACUCAACUGUAUAAAGCUCUAAGCUCUUCGUCCGUUAGAGUAAUAUUAAUAGAACUCCAGUUUCCUAAACUUUAUCGAAACUAGGAUAUAAUAUGUUGUGAAUUAAUAAAUUUUUCAUUGAAAUAUGUAGGAGAGUAAAUUAAAAGUUUCAUUUUUAAAAAGUUUUUAAUCAAACAAAAUAUUUGCAUUAUUGCAUACUAAUCUGUGAGGUUUUUAAAUUAAGAUGUAAAUAUGUAUAUACAAAUUAAUGAUAUUACUUUUUUUAUAAUAUUAAGAUCUUUCACUGUUUUCUUAUUGUUGCAAUUUUAGAAAAAAAUGUAAUAGCAUCUUUAACUUGAUCAAGUCUUUAAUUGAUUGUCAAUUUUACAAACAUAUAAACAUUGUUUUGAAUUCUUUGUAAGAGCAAAUUUUUACUAGUAACGAAAGUUUCUGUAAAUUAAUUAUAGAAAUAUCUUUGAAUAACUUUGAAGUAAUGGCAUAAUUAAUUUUGUAGUUAAACUUUACUUUCAUGGCUACUAAUUAAUAAAAAAAAAAUGAUUUAGAAAUGUUAAAAUUUUAUUUAUAUCAUUUUCAUAAAUUCAAAGUUAUUCUAUUCAUAAAUUUAAAGAAAAAAAAAUUAGGUGAUUAGAAGGUUACAUUAAAUUUAAAUUUAUUUAUUACACUUUAAGGAUAAAAUUAUUACAUUUAUAAAUUGUUAAAAAAAAAAUGUAAUAGUUUGAAACCUAAACUUCAAGGUUUUCCUUUAAACUCGAAUCAUAAUAAUGUUUUCCUUUUAAACAGUAGAUUGAGUGCAUUUUCCUUAGCUAUGUUUGUCAAUGAUCUUUUAAUAUGUAACAAAAAAAUCUGUUGAUUAAUUAAUAAUUUAGAACAUUUUAUCAAUAGAUUUUCUAAUGUUUCUAGGAGAAAUUGUUGCUUCUGUGGUAAUAUCGAAUCAAAAAUAUUUGGUACUUAGACUUAAUGUACAAAAAAGGAAAUUGAUGUAUCAAGUAUUACACUACAAUAAACUGUUAAAUAAA
Molecule: messenger RNA, 2295 nt
Organism: Melitaea cinxia (Glanville fritillary)
Lineage: Eukaryota; Metazoa; Arthropoda; Insecta; Lepidoptera; Nymphalidae
Gene: SCCRO
Product: DCN1-like protein 1
Exons: 3
Coding region: 171-968 (265 amino acids)
Biological process (GO): positive regulation of ubiquitin-protein transferase activity; protein neddylation
Cellular component (GO): ubiquitin ligase complex
Molecular function (GO): ubiquitin conjugating enzyme binding; ubiquitin-like protein binding; cullin family protein binding
Source: RefSeq, a predicted model, not a curated record